AUGUCGACUAUAACAGCAAGACCAAAGCAUGUGCGACGCCUGUCGCUCUUCGGCUUAGGGGCUCCUCAAGCGCUCUCUCAGGGCGAACAGACGCCGCGUCCGAAUACGAGCACGGCUUCCAUCGUGUUCUCCCUAACUACCUCUACUACAGAGACAGAUGAAAAAGGCGCGCCUGGUAAGCUGCAGUCGGCCCCAGUCAGGCGAAAGCUGUCCAAGAAAAGGAAGCCUCCGCAAAAAGCACAAAGUCUUGCAGCACCCUCACCACAACCCACUACUGCCUAUUCGCUUUCCAACACCCAACUAUCAGAACUCAGCCAUGAAUCUGAUAUAUCAUUUGCUAACCAUCGCAAGCCAUCUCUCAGGAGAAAAACGUCCAUCAAUGUUCGGGCAGCACUUUCGUCUAUUUUUAUACCGAAGCCAUCGAGGAAGACAGUGGCUGGGAUCCUCGACGGCAUGGACAGCAUAUCGGGCGGGAAGGGAAACGAAAGGGGCAGGGGCUCUGAGAAGAAAAAAACAUCAACAUAUCGCUACGAGUCGCGUUCUCCGUCCCCUCCAUCUCCGGAAAUCCGACCUCCCUCUGGUCUUGGUCAGAUUGCAAGCUCAGUCGACUUGUCGACGUAUAUCCAGGACGAGUAUGAGGGGUCAGUUUUACUGUCUCGGUCCAGGACCGUUUCCAGAGCGCCUUCCAUAGCGCCUUCGAUAAACCUACCCGCCUCUCAAACGCCGCCUUCGGAGGAUACCACCGCAAACACCAGUCCGGUAGUCAAUCACACGAAGUCGCUAAAGUCGUCAGACAGCAGCAAUGAAUUCUCUUACCGGGCCUCGUUACACCCGCCUACUCCACCAUCACCGACGCUUAUUAAAGUCCUUAAUCUAACAACACCUUAUUGCUCGCUGGAUAGCUUAUCCUCGCUUGCAACCGCAAGCAAAGAGUUGACGCGCGAUGCUCAGAACGCCCUAUACGCGAACAUAGAUUCAGACGACGUAGGUGAUGACGAGAAACGCAGACGAAGGCUUUUGCAAACAAUAGCUAGCAAUGCCGAAGUCGGAAAUAUCGUUAAAUGUUUCCGCUGGGUCUGCUUACCCACUCCGCCUUCAUCCUCCUCGUCUUCCCUAAAGCGCAACAUUCCGAGACGUGUUCCGACAUUCUCACUAUCUACUUCAUCGGAAGAAUACAUUCUUCCACGUGUCCUAUCCGCUACGCCAAAUCUCGAGACGUUGACGCUGGUACAACCUCAUUCGAUUAUUUUACGCUGGUUUUUGCCUCUCAGUCCGUCUCCACCGCGGUCUCCCAACACUUCUCCCGUAUCCCCCUCAAUGCAGAUGCCUCCUCCAACACUUUCCUCGCUAAGAUCUCUCACACUUUCCGGGCGUACAACUCUUUCAACAACCUUCGGCUCCCUCUUAGUCCGCUUCCUCGAAUUACAUCCCGGUAUACGCGAGCUGAACCUCCCAGAUGUCUUCUGCUUACCUAACGUUCAUACACUAUCCCGUCGUGGUUCCGCUUCUUCCUCUUCCGCUUCUAGCCCUGUCAGCACUCCCGGCUUGGAUAGUAUCCCACCUGUUCCGCCAUUACCGCCAGUGUAUGCGUCUAUGAAAGAUAAAGAACCUCCCGCUCCUCCUAUGCUACCGAAUUUGACUCGUCUUGUGGCACCUUUGUCACUUGCGACACAGCUUAUCCCGGGUCGCCCGUUACGUGUCGUCGAUAUUGAGCUUACGACGAGUCUAUAUGAAGGUCUCCGACCAUCAGAGAUAGUACGAGCUCUUUCCGAAGCGAGAGACGUAGCGAAUCAAGCGGAAGGAACGGAUGCUAACAAAAAGAACUGGAGAGCAGCACGACAGGCUCGCCGCUUCGGUCCUACUACUACCGGCACUCCUCAAAAUUCCCCAUCGCAAGCUAAGUUCGAAAACGACAACCUAAAAUGCACAAGUUGGAAAGCAGCAAGGAUAGCACGUCGUGCAGGGACAAUGAACCAUAUGAAGCCAACACCGUCGUUGCGUGAACUCCGGUUACGAUGUACUGCGAAAGUGGAUGGACGGACGAUUGGGAAAGUGCUUAAUGCUUUGGGUGCGGAGUUGGGUUUGGUGUUGGAGACGCUUGCUAUUGGGUGGAGUGGAUCUGAGGCUGAACUUAACUCACAACUAACCUCCGUACUACCGCGCUACCACGUCCUACAGCGUCUCGACAUCUCCAAAACUUCAGUCGACGUCGAAGACGAAGAAGGUGCAGACGAGCAAGAUUCGGAAGCCGAUAUACAAGCUGGAAUCACUCGAGAACGGUAUUUAGUUGAACAGUGGUCGCGUUUAUGUCCACAGCUUUCGCACAUCGAGUUUACGUCUGGACGUAUUUGGAGGGCGAGCUAG
This is a messenger RNA of Fomitiporia mediterranea MF3/22, 2364 nucleotides long. RefSeq lists its product as uncharacterized. Lineage: Eukaryota; Fungi; Basidiomycota; Agaricomycetes; Hymenochaetales; Hymenochaetaceae. Bases 1 to 2364 code for a protein of 787 amino acids. The transcript is spliced from 2 exons. The record is from RefSeq and is a predicted model, not a curated record.